This is a messenger RNA of Folsomia candida, 3736 nucleotides long. It is a transcript of the gene daw, whose product is annotated as growth/differentiation factor 8. The transcript is spliced from 2 exons. NCBI's taxonomy places the organism in Eukaryota, Metazoa, Arthropoda, Collembola, Entomobryomorpha, Isotomidae. The coding region runs from base 750 to 2294 and encodes 514 amino acids. The record is from RefSeq and is a predicted model, not a curated record. Gene Ontology annotation, biological process: SMAD protein signal transduction. Gene Ontology annotation, molecular function: cytokine activity; growth factor activity. Gene Ontology annotation, cellular component: extracellular region.
AAGAAUUACUUGAAAAAGAAAACCUCAUAGUAAACAUACCCGCUCCAAUUCUUCUGCACUAUUUCCUCUUUAAUUGGCUCAGUCUGCAGGUGCAAAUUAAUGCAAAAUUUUUGCAAAGUGGAAAAUCAGUCCAAGAUAAUAGAUUAUAUUUAGUUAAUUGGAUAUCGUAGCAUUUAAUUGGUAUGCAUACUCCUUGGACGACUGGAGAGAAUAUGUAAAGUGAGUGGAGUUUGAGCAGGGGUCGAGUUUUUGCAUAUUGUAAAUUUAGCGUUAUCUUGGUCCGCAUGUAUCGAGAUAUGGUCAGUGCAAGAGGAAGCUAUUUGCAGUCUUUGUGUGUGUAUCACUCGAGGAUAGGAUAAAGUUACGUUUUUAUCAGGAUUGCAUUGCACUGCUGCCUUUUCCUGGGCUUCCUCAUCAUUGGGAGUGCACAUAAUAAGCAGCAAAGUCUCAGGCAGCAUGACAAGACAAGUGCCAAGUGAAGGAAAUGACAUGGAUUUGCACAUUUGCGAUUCUCAUCUUGACCAGAAAUAACGUCAUCCUUCACGAGUCUCAUUAUCCCUCAACCUCCUCUCCUACCAAGUCCCAGUCUCAGUUUCCCGUGUCGACGUUCCACUUGGUCGCACAAUCGUCUCACUGCAAAUUACUGGGCGAACUAGUCAAAUCAAACUAUUACAAAAAUAGUCUCAACAAAUUAUCAAGUCCAUUUACACACAAUUGCUCAAAAACUUUAUACUAAUAAUAAUCUCAAAAUGCAGCUCAAAAACGUGACCAGAUUUUCUUCCCCACUCGUGCUCAAGACAUUGAUUCUCUGCAGUUUGUUCCACACGAUGAGGACGAUGGGCAUAGGAAGAAGUGGUGAAAGUGGUGAAAGUUCCUCCUCCUUUGCCAUGUACCAGCCACAGCAGCACCAGAGCGGAAGUAGAAGUCAUCACCACGACAGCGACCUCCACCACCACCCUCGCGCCAUGCUUUCCCCACCACCCACAGAAUCCUCGUCCUCCUCCUUAGAAAACAGCGUCCAGUAUCAACAGCUCUCCCGUCAGCGGAGAGGUCAUCACCACCACCACGCCAGCAACAACAACGCCAUUGUCCGAGCAAGCGUAGCAUCCGGGGCCCAACGCCACUCCUCCAACUCUCAUGCUCAGUUCAAUUUCGCCCGCUCGGAAGGUGCGAGUGGUUGCCCAACUUGUGGCGCUGCCCAACAAAAUAUACAAACUGCCAACGAAUUGUCAAACACAAUUCCGGAUCGAGAGGAAACGCUGAGAAGAAUGCGCUUGGAAAUGAUCAAGCAACAAAUCCUGAAAAAACUGAGGUUGAAAGAACCCCCGAAAGCAGUCGGGCGUCAAGAUAACAAUCUUCCCAGUCCCAUAAUUUUGGGCGACACGUUACCAAAACGGAGCGAAUCCGAGUCGGAUCGAGAUGUGGAAGACUUUUAUGGAAAAACGGAACAGGUCAUCGUUUUCCCGCAAGACGAGGGAGUCAAGUGUCGUCCAGAUUCGAGCAAUCCGUCAUCCUGCUUUGGUUUCAAGUUGCCAAGAGAAAUUCGCUACGAAGAGAUUGGAAAUGUGGAACUUUGGGCGUUCAAGCUGCCCGAUCCCAACGACGGGAAAGGUGACCAGUCCUUUUACGUGAGGCAGUUGGCAAAGAGAACGUCGUCGUCCUCGUCGGAUGAACCAGCCGACGGGGGUGACUACAUCGUCAGGGAGAACACGGGGUCACAAAUGAAGGGGUGGAUCUCACUCAACGUGACCUCCGUCGUCGUGGAGUGGAUGCGUCGAGGCGAGUUUGAAAAGACUUUAGAGGUCGGAUGUCUCACCUGCGCCCAAUUCGACGAAGAAAGUGGUGAAGAUUUAGGCAGCCCGAUCGGCACUGAGGGUGAGGAUCGACCCUUCCUCGUCUUCAACAUGGCGGGCAUGGUGCGCAAGAAGAGGUCUCGACGUCACAUAAACUGCACGCCAAACAUCACGGACUGUUGUCGCGAGCGGUUCGUGGUGGACUUUAAGGAGAUUGGGUGGGACUGGAUUAUUGGGCCCCAGUCCUACGACGCCUUCUACUGCAAAGGGAGUUGUAGUCUGAGCAGCAGUGCGAGUCGGAGGGGCAGCAUCCUCGCCAGAUAUCUCAACAUGAGGGACGCCAACAAUCAAACGGCAGAGUUGGUCCCAUGCUGCACAGCCACGAGGAUGAGCUCCAUUAGUUUGGCGUACAAUGAUUGGGGCAACUACAACUCCAGCGUUCCUCGCAGACGGACUGAAACGUUGCCGAACAUGGUCGUCGAGUCUUGCGGCUGCUUUUGAUGACUCAAAAUUUAGAUCUGCCUCCUCCAUUGUUUCAUUGUUGAGAGAAGAUGAAGUGGGAAGAAAAAUGUAUAAAAGUCACGCAAGCAAUGAACCCAUCGUCACCCGUGACCAUGACCUCUCUUCUCCCCAACCCCAUCACCAAUGUCAAAACCAAUAAACUCGUCAACACCGUCAUCCCUCAAAUUACACAACUCGCUACAAGAUCACCAGAUGAGAUCAUAUCAACAUCUCAACAACUAAACUAUUUUGUGAUACAAUCGUCAUCACCCUUGAGAUUCGCUGUCCAUGCGUGGUAGGUAUUGACAAUUGCGGCACAGCGACGCCAUGAUAAUUCUAAGAACGUAGCUCCACAUUCGACACAAGUCCAAACAUUACGAAUUUCAUCCCGUCCUUUUGUACAUAUUUGUCCUCAUUCCUUCCUCCGAGGUAACCUCCGCUCAUUUGUAAUGUGACAAGAACUGAUGUGUGAAUAUCUAGUCGUUUCUUGUUUCAAUUUUUCCCUUGUUUCAUAGUUUGACGUAAUUGUAUCAUAAUCUGUAUGUGAAUUUAGAGCUCGUAUUAAUUUAGUCAUUCAUCAUUUAGUUAGCACAGUAUCGAUAGUUAUGUACAUGAGAUAAGUACGUAUCCACGUAGAAGUGUCUAUACCACGUAUUUAAUAUAAUUAACGAUGUAAGAUUACACCUAGGAAAGUAAAUUAGGUAUGAAAAGGUGAAUGACUAAUAAUCCUUCUUUUAUGUCUUUUUGUAAUAUUGCGUUUCAUUUUACGAGAGGCAACCGCCUCUCCUCUAUUUUACGACCCUUAUUGUCUUAUCCUCCAUAAUUUCGUUCGUCUCUAUUGUCCGUGCAUGUGUUUCAGUGGGUGCGGGUGAGGUAGUUGUCCUCCCAAAAAUGCCGUUCUCAUUCCCACAAGAAAUGAAUGAAAUGAAUGAAAUGCACGAGUUUGAUUCCAUUUCCUGGAUAAUUCCAGGCAACCACCUCAAGAAUACCAACACCUCCAAGAGACGGUCCGACCAAUGUGCAUGUGUAAUUUGUAAAUAUGUAUGUAUCAAUCAUAGUUUGUCUCACUUCAGUAUUUCUUAAUUCUUAAUUUCCUAUCCAUUGUCACCUUUGACUUUUGUUCCUCUUCCUGUUCUUAACAUAUUUGUAUAAUCUCCAACCUAAGUAUGUAUGACCGUACCUUAUUGGUACUCGUUUUAUAUUAUUGAUAAGAACUCAACAACUGAUGAUAAAGUUUGACAUGUUUUCAAUUGUCUAAUUUUUGAUGAAUGAUUUUUGGUUGUAUAAUAUUGUAGAAAUUUAGACUGAGAACACAAUAAUAAGUAUGAACGUUAUCUACGAUACAGGAAAUGAUAAUCUGGCUGGAAGAGAUAAUACGUAUUUAUCAGGGAUUUUGAUACAAAAGUAUGAAUUAAAAAUAAAAAUCCUCUCUAAUCUCAAAA